AUGCAGGACUCUCUGUUCGCGCGGUCCAUCAUAUCUGGGCUUUGGGACGGCAACUCAAGGUCCUUCAGGAUGCUGGUGGUUCUUCUAGCUCUGGUUUUGAAUAGCUCUGCGGUUUUCGCAUUGGUUACUACGCCCGGCUCGCCCUGUGCAGAUGUCUGUGGGACGACGACCAAUACCACAUCUAGUGAGAUUGCGUGUCUGGAUCAAUCGUACAAUCAAACGACGACCGGGAAAAGUUUCAAAAAAUGCAUAUCUUGUCAGUUGGAUAGCGAAUUCCACGACGCCAGCACUGGUGAAUCGGAUGUGAACUGGGGACUCUACAAUCUGCGCUACGCUUUCUCAACCUGUGUCUUUGGGGUCCCAGACUCAAUCUCCAACAUAUCCUCUCCUUGUCCAGUCACAUGCGAUGAUGUUCGAUUAGCAGUAGGAACCGAUCUAGAGGAAUCAAAUUCCUCCAAUUUGAAUGCCUGGUGUGAUACGCCAACAUUCGCAGACAAUGUGGUGAACGCGUGCGAAUUCUGCUACAAUCUGACAACCAACCAGGUCUAUCUGGCAAACUUUCUCGAGUCCAUCCGCUACAACUGCCACUUCAAGACAGUAAUGGGCAAGGCAUUCAACAUAGACCCAACAAGAAUUUUCACCCAGUCUCUCCUCCCGUCGAGUCUUUCCCUCACAACCGCAACCCCAAGCUCCUCAAAUCUGAAUUUGGGCGUGGUAAUAGCCGUCCCGAUAGUAGGUUUCCUGAUCAUCCUCUGCUCCCUCGCGAUAUGCUGCUUCUUCUUCAUCCGACACCGUCGGAAGAAGACGCGCCGAACCCGCCAACCGGGCAACAUGUACAACGAUUGGAGUCCCAACUCGUCGAGUGGUGCCCAGCAGGCUUGGGGCCAGAAUCAGAUGUACAACCCUGGUGGUUAUGGGUACGGGCCUGGCAUUGGAUUCAUGGACAAUGAUGGUCGCGGGCAAGAGCUUCCGUAUGGCUAUGGCCAGGACCAUGGGAUUAGUCCAGACCAGCAGUAUCAGCAGCACCAUUAUCAGCAACAACAGUACCAGCAGCAGUACCAAGGACAAGACAAGUCGGGCUUCGCCCAUGCGAUCACGGAGCAGCAACCUCACCAGCAGUUUCCUGUUCAUUCCCCUGUCUUGGAUCCCGAUCAGAAGGGGCCUCAUCAGUGGUAA
Penicillium soppii is the source of this 1176-nucleotide messenger RNA. RefSeq lists its product as uncharacterized. NCBI's taxonomy places the organism in Eukaryota, Fungi, Ascomycota, Eurotiomycetes, Eurotiales, Aspergillaceae. The record is from RefSeq and is a predicted model, not a curated record. The coding region runs from base 1 to 1176 and encodes 391 amino acids. The transcript is spliced from 3 exons.